Monomorium pharaonis (pharaoh ant) is the source of this 6694-nucleotide messenger RNA. RefSeq lists its product as uncharacterized. The coding region runs from base 1647 to 5555 and encodes 1302 amino acids. The transcript is spliced from 10 exons. The record is from RefSeq and is a predicted model, not a curated record. Gene Ontology annotation, molecular function: protein binding; DNA binding. Lineage: Eukaryota; Metazoa; Arthropoda; Insecta; Hymenoptera; Formicidae.
UCUUCCGGAUUCCGGCUGCCACGGGACAGCACCCUAAAAGCGGAAAAAAUAUCGUGAGAACAUUGAUGAAAAUUUUUUAGAACAUUUCUUUGAUUUUUUUUUUUACAAAUUGCAAUAAUUUUCAGGGAUGCCAAAAAGAUCUACGCGCGUGCUCGUCUUUUCUUAGAAUUUUUUACAUGUGUGAAAUUUGAAAUAUUAUAUAAGAUUUUUCAUUUUAAUUUUUAACAUUGUAUAAGAUUUAAUCAGAAAUUAUGGAAUAAAAAGUUUUAGUAAUCUUAGGGUACUUCAGAAUUAUUUUUAGAAAGGAUAUAGACUGUCAACAGUUCUGAAGUAUUUCACUUUGCAUAAAAAAUUCUGAGAAAUCUUUUGAAAAAUUAUGUGAAAAGUUUUGAGAAAAAUUUUUACUAAAGGAAAAGUAAAAUUUAAAAACAAUAAGUACGAGAAUGGCAAAGAGCAGGUGACAGAAGAGAGAAAAAUAAUCAGAUUUAUGUUUGCUUUGGGUAUUUCUAUCAAUGUAGAUUUUGGUAUCAAUUAAACUGUGUAGUAUUUAAAAAAGAUAAAAAAUAAGUCAAUUUACAUCGACAGAAUUAAAUGAACAUCAGACUUCGAUUAAAUUAAUUUGUAUUAAUUUAAUCGACAAUUAACAUUACCAAGUAGCUUCCGUUAUACUUUCGUUAACAGAUUAUUAAUUUUGUUUAUUACAGGAAAGAGGACAGAAUGAGGAUGACGAACGUUAGAAAAUUGUGCUGUUAUCAACCCUGCCAGUUAAAUCGAUUAAGUUAGUCAAAAGUUCGUCUCGCUUUUUAUCCAAAACUCAUAAAAAAAACGCUAGAAUCUUCCUUUAUUUAUAUAGAAUGCAUAUUGUCAGCAGAAAAGUAUGGAGAGGAGCAUUUAAAAUUUAAUUUUUUGCAGACGCCGCCGAACUGCGAACGAAUUCUAGCGGCGCGUUCCGAAAGCCAUCGAGAAAUGGUCGGCGAAGGUUGGAAAAGGAAAUGGACGCGUGACUCGAGAUAUCCGGAUAACCGUUUAGAACGCGGUGUGAAGUUGUGAACCGCCACUGGCACGGCCACCAUUUCCGGUACUCUGUCGCGCAGGACCAACGGACGCUCCGCGAGUGUUUCGUAGAGGCUAUCGGCGCCGAAUUUUCGCCUCGCACGGGGAAUCGGCGCGUCGGCUGCUGAGAGUGAGCGGCGAACGUGGACACAGCGGUCCUGGUCGAGCGCGACCGGUUGAAACCGCGGGACGAAGUGAUGCGCGGACGUAUCCGACGGACGACGAGCGGCGGUUGUGUAAAUAGCGCGCAGUGGUCGUCUGCGCACGCCCGGUGCGCAUCCGCGGCCAGAUGAGCGCGCGAUUACGCGCGGACGGAUAGACGCGAGGGUCGCGAGGGGAUCGUGAGAGAGGGAGAGAGAGGGAGAGACGCAUAAACACACGAGGGAGAAAAGGAGAAGAGAGCGAGAAACUUUACGGUGAACCGACACCGACACUCUACUGUGUGCGGCAGUGUGCGGGGUGUUCGCGGUAAUCGGCCGUUCUAUUAGGCACAGUGCUCGAACGUGGAUACGAAUCGAUAGCGUCAAUUAUUGACUCGCGGUCGGGCGACGUAGAAGGCGGUGUGGUGCGCGAGACGUCGGCUUGGUUCCGCUAUGGACGGCGCGAACGUAAAUGGCGGGAACGCCGCCGCGGUGCCGCGCGAGGAUCCUAACCUCGCGAGUGGCGGUAGCGGUGCUGGUGACGCGAGUGUUGCUGCGAUCGCGCCGAUGACGGAGGCACAGGGCUCGGGCGGCAAGACGUCCGCCGGUGGUAAUGGGGAUGCGCAGGAGGUUAACGGCGAAUUGCGGGGCAGCCCUAGGAAGCACGUCGCGCCGCUGCCCCGCAGACGGCUGAAAAAGUUCAAGGCCAAUUCCACAGGCGCCGCCGUGGAGAGCGACGCGGCGACGACGACGACGGCGGCUACGACGACGAUGACGACAACGACAACAACAACGGCGACGACGGCACCUGGAACGAGAGGGCGCAAGCGCAAGUUCUCGGAGCGUGGAGACGCCAGCUCUGAAGAAUCCGAGGAGUUCAACGGCUUCGACUCUCGGGGAAUUGAACUUCAACCGGGCAGUCACGUACUGAAGAAACUCAUUGCCGAAGCAGAAAUAGCAGAGGCACAGCUUACAAAACGCAUAAAAUAUUCUACUGGGACUUUUGAUAGAGAAAAGACGGAUGACAGUCAAGAUUUGAUUGACGACAUGAAAACCUAUGUUUACGGAACAGACAGUUUCGAGCACUUGGAAAUAACAAAGAUUAAAAAAGAGAAGGAAUCUGAUAGAUCGGAAACAGAUUCUAUCGAUAUACCAAAUAGCAUAGAUUCUGAAGAGCCAAACAAAAUCGAUUUAACUUCCGUUAGAUCGGCGAAUUCCUCGUCGGCCGCGAGUAGUCCAUCCGCAACAUCACAAAGAUCAAAAGGUAGUCUCAUUUCUGGUGGUGCUAGUCCAGGAGGAAAACAGAAAGCUGUUGUUGACAUGUCAAAUCCUUUAUACAAAGAGCCAUUUAAAUACGGUUGGAAGCGAGAAUUAGUGUUUAGAGCUACUAAUGAUUCUUCCUUCAAAAAAAUGGCUGAUAUAUAUUACUACACACCAAAGGGAAAAAAAGUUAGAAGUUUUAGAGAAGUAGCAGAAUCUCUUAAUUCAAAGGAAUUGACCAUUGACAAUUUUACAUUCUUUAAAGAACCUAUUGGACUCAAUGAUCCUGAAAAGGAAGUUAUUCGAGAUGCUAAAAGGAUCCGAGGAUCGGGUGGAUUUGCAGCAAAGAAAUAUAAUAAGAAAGCUUUAUCAAUAAAAAAGGCAGUCCAGGAACCUGUAAUAAAGAAACCAGCACAGGAACCUGUAACGAGAAAAUCUGAAUCUGGUACAUCAAGAAAACAGCCGAAACCGGAACCUCCAGCAGCUACACCUGCUCCUCCUGAAACUUCAAAGGUUGUUCCUGCACCUGUACCAGUACCUACAAAAGCAGCUAAAUCGACAAAAGCAUCAGCUUCUCCAGCAUAUAAAACAAAAACAACUACAAAGAAAACUCCUCAAAUAAAAAUGAAAUCAUCAGAAGAAAGUGAGAUGCUUCCACCUCAACGGAGUGUGGCAAAUACAAGACGAAACCAGCAAGCAGCUGAGAAGGUUAUACCAGUCAAAACCAAAAGAUUAUUAACACCCAAAGUUCAAGAGCCAUGCAGUAUAAGAUGUUCGACAAGUAUGGGAUUAAUACCAAGUUUACAAUGUCGAGUUUGUCUCUGUUUAUAUCAUCCUGAAUGUGUUGAUGGCAUGGAAUUUGCAGGCAAUGAUGAAUAUGUCUGCAAGAAUUGUCAGCCGGAUACUAAAGAAUCUCACAUGCCAAAUAAUCCAUCUUUAACACCACCUCCAUUGAUUCCGAUUAGUAUGUUAGGUGCGCAAAAUGCAAAAUCAAAACAUCAGACUAAUUCGUCUCCUCCGAAAUUGCAAAGAAUUCCAAAGAAUUCCGACGGUACGGAAGUGCAAACAAGAAAUUCUUCCAAAACUAUUAAAACACCAUCUUCUGUAACAAACUCGCCUAUAACCGUCGACAAAAAGGAAGGUCCAUGGUUUCCUCAAACGGAAAAUGAAUUUUUGCAAAGUCACGAUGGUACUAUGCCAAAACCAGCUCAAAAUAUUGCUGUAAUGGGUGGCAAAAGAUACAUUGUAGUACCAAAAAAUAAUGCAAUGGCAGUUCAACCGGCUAUAACAGUAAAACCAGACAAAAUUGGCGAUAAGCCGCCGUUGCUUCAAGACAGUUUACUUACUGACAUUUCGAAUACUACAGAUAAUUCUGUGGCAGAUUUAUGUAUACCUCCGUCCUUAAAUACUGAUUUACCUGAAAAAAUAAAUGUUACAUCUGAUAAAGAAGUCGCAAAAGAUGCGAUUCAUCAGACAGAUCUUGUUUCUUCUGUUACUACAGAAACGACUGAAACAUUUAUACAUGAUGAUACAGAUAAGGAUAGUAAAAAUACACCUAAAAGAGACAAUUCUGAAAAUAUAUUAGAAAACGAAUCUUUUACUGCCAAUACAGAUGAUGUCUCAGAAAAGCAAAAAGUUGAUAUUUGUAGUUUACCUGAAAGUAAACCCACAUGUACUUCUGUACAUACGGCAAGUGUUAUUAAUACUCUUGAAGCAAGUGUAGAAACUGAAACAAUUGAAGCAGAUCGACAACAACCGCAACCAAGUAAAGUGGGUACCGUAAAAAAAGUUAAAAAGAGCAAGAGGAAGCAAACCCAACAGGAAUUAGAACAACAGCAAAAUUUUAUGAAUUCAGUCUGCGCCGGUUAUCAUGCCUUGCUGCGUAUUUUCCAAUACCUUAAGGUCCAAGAGUUAUUGCGAGCCGCGCGAGUUUGUAAAAUGUGGCGUGAUCUCGCCGCACAUCCAUCUUUGUGGAAGACCGUACGAAUGAAGAAUAGUCAAGUAACUGAUUGGGAUGGUUUGGCGGAUACGUUACAGAGACGUGGCACGCAGCAUCUAGAUCUCAGGAAAAUGUUAGUCGCUGGCGAAUCCGACAACAUCUGGAAGAAAUUCUUGUCUGUCAUACCCCGAGUGACCAGUCUCGUGAAGCUUGAACUGUGUAGAUGUCCCGUUAUAGUUGUGGAAGAAGUCAUCAAGACCUGUCCACAAUUGGAAGUAUUCAGUGCAAUGUCAAUCAAGUGCGAUUCUCUCACAUUAGAGUCGAUCGGGAAUUUGAGUCGAUGUCAAGAACUUAGGCUUAAGGCAAUAACUGGAAUGUCACUACAACAAGAUCUCACGCCGUUACAAGAUUUAAAGCACUUGACACAAUUGAGUUUGACAUCAGUUAAAGAACUCGGGAAGAAAAAAAUUGAAGUCAUACAAGCAUUGACGAAUUUAGAGACAUUAGAAUUGGGCGAGUGCUCCGACUUUCCUGACAAGUUUGGAACUAUUGUUUUAAUAAACUUAAAAAAAUUAGAACGUCUUAGACUUGAAAAAGGUCAAGGAUCCUGUUGUACAUUUGACAUCCUUGAAGGCGUAUCGAAAUUGGAGAAUUUGAGUCAAAUGGAAUUGGUUAAUUUUGAUGUAAAGAACGGCUUUGACAAAUGUCUUGCUAACUGCAAAAACAUUAAGAGGUUAUUAAUUAUACCGACUUACAUAUCUCAAUCGGCAACGUCCAACAACAUGGUACUCGGCGGUGUCACAGAACUAUCAGACAAUUUGACGCAUUUCAUCUGGGGCGUUACGCUCGAAUUACUCAGAGUUACGGAACUGUUUGUUGAUCAAUGCAACCUUAUGAAUAAACAGGUUACUGGAGAUUCUAUACCAGUUUUGAAACCUGUCCCCUGUUUAAAAUUAAUUGCCGAUGUUGAGGAUGAGAACGAGAACCAAAAAGGCGAUGACAAGCAACAGCCGCAUCUAACCAGUCCGCAAGUCGACAUUUUACCGUUGCCACAAUUGCAGAAGCUUCUUUUAACCGCGUUGCCUAAGACACGGGUCAAAAUUUUAAAAAUUCCCUUUCAUGCCACAUGGCGGCAAAGCAUUUCCGAUACCACCACACAAUAAAAAUGAACGAGGUGAUACUGAUACGAAGUUGGAUGAGACCAACAAAAUUAGUGACAUUUACGAGAGAGUUGCGGGAAAGUUUUGUAAAGUUAACUUUAUACAGUGGUUUGUGCUCCUAUAUCUAUUAUUUUUUGGAUGGAGAGUAACUUAUGUAUUUAUGUAUUAUGAGUUUUAUAAGUUGCAACGAUUAAUAAUCCUUCACAACGUAUCGGUACACACUGCGGUAUAUUUAGUAUUUUUUGUGAUAAAUACGUGGGACCAUGUGUCAUGCACCAUCUGUCACAGGCUAAUUGAUACGACAAACUGGUACCCUACAUGGGUUAAUUUAAUCAAAUAUAAAAUUCUGACGUUUAUAUAUCAAUUUUAUUUUCUCAAAGGAAAUGAAAAUGGUAUAUAGAUUUGUAUUUUUAAAGUUGCUGUGAUGUGUACCUGCGUUGAAAGUAAUCGAACAUGAUUACACACAAAUAUGUGAAUGUUUUGGAUUCUUAUUAAGCAAUUAAUGUUUGUAAAAUUACAUCUCUUACUAAUGAAAUGUUUAAAAGCGAGAAGAAUUAUUUCAUUCAAUGUUGGUGGUCUUUCAGGAUACGUACACAAGAUCGACAUCCAAUAUCGAAAGUAGUUAAAUUUAUAAUUUUACCUUACGUAACAUCGAGAGUUUACUGGAAUAACAGAAAGUAUGAGAGCACAUGAUCUGUACGGCUCUAUCUAGAGAUUAGACUGUAUAAAAUAAUGCUAUAUACUUAUAAUAUUGUGACUAUCUGUAUCUUUUAAUGUUUAGGAUACGAGUUUUCCGCUGCAAAGAAACUAUGGCAAAAUUUGGGGUAGUAUAGAAUGUGUAAUAUACUUAAUUCAAUGCACAAUACAUAAUCAAAUGUAAUGUUAAAAUAUUCAUUGACAUAUUAUUGAGUACAAAAUGUGUAUAACUGUAAGUUUUCAAUAAUGAAUUCUAUACUCUUAAUGAGAAGCAACUUUCUUUAUUUUGCUAACCCCUAGCAUUAUCUUAUCUAAAAAAAUGUAUUAGCAAGGAAGAGGAAAAGAUUUAUAUUUUAUAUCACGAUAAGAAAGCAACGUGUUAAAAAUACGCAAACUUGCGUUUUAAAUAAUAUAAAUUGGACAUAUUAAAAUUAUGUUAUAAGUAA